This is a messenger RNA of Equus caballus (horse), 363 nucleotides long. The record is from RefSeq and is a predicted model, not a curated record. NCBI's taxonomy places the organism in Eukaryota, Metazoa, Chordata, Mammalia, Perissodactyla, Equidae.
AUGACUAGGAGAAUCUCAUCUCCAUCUUCACUCUUCAGAGAGCAGUUAUUUCUCUGUGAAGCUGGAUAGAUUUGUGAGCAGAGCUGGGUCCAGGUUCUUAAAAGUCAGAUGGGGAGAGGCACUCAGGUGCUUCUGGGUUGGGUUGAACAAACCUACACAGACGGGGUACAUAUGUACCAUCUGGAACUUCCAGCCCCCACCCCUCCUCGUCUCAUCAGUGUGUUAAGAGCAGUGACUUGCUUAUAAGUAAACGAUUCAUUCCAGCUAUGCCAAUUCAGGGCUUAUUCAAGCACUGCCUCCCUCCCGCUCUGUCCAAGUUGCCUGGACCAUAAGCUCAACUUGAGAGGGAAGACCUUGGGUUGA